CUUUGGAGAGCCUUUUAUUUGAGGUUACAUUUGGUUUAUUGAUCACGAAAAUGGAGGUCUGGAUCUUCGUCUUUAUCUCCAUCUCUGUUGCUACUCUCCUUAUAUCUCUUUCCCAUGUAGUCUUCCCAAAACCAAGGCUUCCGCCGGGUCCUAUUAGGGUUCCACUGAUCGGCAACUUCAUAUGGUUUGGCAUAUCGUUCUCAGACGUCGAGUCCACCCUCCGAAACGUACAUGAUAAAUACGGCCCGAUCAUCGCCCUUCAAUUCGGCUCUCGCCUCGCGGUCUUCAUCUCCACCAACUCCCUCGCCCACCAAGCUCUAAUCCAAAAUGGUGCCAUAUUCUCUGAUCGGCCUCAUUCCCAGCCUACCUAUGCAGUCAUCAGCAGAAAUGGACAUAACGUUAGUUGUGCUCACUAUGGCCCAACCUGGCGGCUCCUUCGCCGCAACCUCACCUUAGAAAUCCUCCAUCCCUCACGCAUCAGAUUGUACUCCCAUGCUCGCAAGUGGGCGUUGGAAAUUCUAAAGUCUCGGCUUCAAUGCCACUCGGAAUCUGUUCCGGUGAUGGAUCACUUCCUGUAUACCAUGUUUUGCUUACUGGUUUUCAUGUGUUUUGGUUGCAAGCUUGAUGAAGGCCAUAUCCAAGAAAUUGGAAGCGUAGUGCAUAGACUUACGGCAAGUUUCAUUAGCUUCCAGCCACUCAAUUUCUGGCCAAUGGUGGGAAAAAUACUGUUUCGCAAGCGUUGGAGGGAGUUCUUACAGAUUUGCAAAGAUGAGGAAGAAGUACUGAUCCCUCUCAUAAGAGGCAGACAAAGGCUUAACCAUGACAUGCAAAGAAAACAAAAACAAGACAGUAACGAUUUGUCUUCCUCCUCAAAGGACUAUUUCAUUUCGUAUGUUGAUACAUUGCUGGAUCUGCAGCUGCCAGAUGAGAAGAGGAAACUUAAUGAAGGAGAGAUAGUGAGUUUAUGUUCCGAGUUUCUCGGUGCUGGGACUGAUACUACAUCAACAGCCCUGCAGUGGAUCAUGGCAAACCUGGUGAAGUACCCGCAUAUUCAGGUCAAGCUAUUUGAGGAAAUAAUGGGGGUUGUGGGGGUAGGAGAGAAAGAGGUGAAGGAGGAAGAUUUGCAGAAGAUGCCAUACUUGAAGGCAGUGAUCUUGGAAGGUCUGAGACGUCAUCCUCCGGGACACUUUGUGAGCCCUCACUCAGUGACCCAAGAUGUAGUCUUAGAUGGGUAUAUAAUACCCAAGAAUACUAUUGUGAAUUUCAUGGUAGCAGAGAUAGGUAGGAACCCAAAUGUUUGGGAAGAUCCAAUGGAAUUCAAGCCUGAGAGGUUCUUGAAUAAAAAUGGUGAUGGGGAUGGAGGCGAAGUAUUUGAUAUAACCGGGAGCAGUGAGAUCAAAAUGAUGCCAUUUGGUGCAGGGAGGAGGAUGUGUCCUGGUUAUGGUCUAGCCAUGCUGCAUUUGGAGUAUUUUGUGGCGAAUUUGGUGUGGAGUUUUGAAUGGAAGGCUGUAGAGGGAGAUGAAGUUGAUCUAUCAGAGAAGCAGGAGCUCUCAACAGUGAUGAAGAAUCCACUGAAGGCUCGCCUAUCUCCAAGAGAUUGAAAUAAGAUGUGGCUUGUAUCUUCAUUGUUAGCUUUGUGCCUUUAAUUUCCUUUUUUUUUUUUUUUCUCCUCUUGUGUGCAGUAUGUAAGUGGCAUUAUGAUGUAUUUUUCUAUUAGUAAAAGACAUUUUGCUUUAUGUUAGCACAAA
Vitis riparia (riverbank grape) is the source of this 1748-nucleotide messenger RNA. RefSeq names its product cytochrome P450 89A2-like. The record is from RefSeq and is a predicted model, not a curated record. Gene Ontology annotation, cellular component: membrane. Bases 51 to 1601 code for a protein of 516 amino acids. Gene Ontology annotation, molecular function: heme binding; oxidoreductase activity, acting on paired donors, with incorporation or reduction of molecular oxygen, NAD(P)H as one donor, and incorporation of one atom of oxygen; iron ion binding. NCBI's taxonomy places the organism in Eukaryota, Viridiplantae, Streptophyta, Magnoliopsida, Vitales, Vitaceae. The transcript has a single exon.